Messenger RNA from Acanthamoeba castellanii str. Neff, 2637 nucleotides. RefSeq names its product Arf GTPase activating protein. The transcript has 7 exons. Lineage: Eukaryota; Discosea; Longamoebia; Acanthamoebidae. Gene Ontology annotation, molecular function: GTPase activator activity. The record is from RefSeq and is a predicted model, not a curated record. The coding region runs from base 1 to 2637 and encodes 878 amino acids.
AUGUUCUGCGCCGAGACACCCGAAAGCGUUCAUCUACGGCUUCAAGCCAUCUGCACAGCCAACGACAGAUGUGCCGACUGCAAUGCUGAAGGCGUGCACCGAUCGCUGGGCGUGCAAAUCACGCGUGUCCGUUCACUAGAGCUCGACCUCUGGUCCGACGAACAAUUGGAGAUGGUCGAGUCGCGAGGGAACCCCGCGGUCAACCGCGUCUACGAGGCCUACAUCCCGCCCGGCUUCACCAAACCCACCAACACCUCCUCCUCCACGGUGCUCGACGCCUGGAUUCGGGCCAAGUACUGCAGCCUCAAGUUCCAGGACCCGUCCACAGCGGGGGCGGCUGCUGCGGCGUCGCCCCUCCUGCCCGAACCGACGUCGGGCGGCGGCAGCGGCGGCAGCGGCGGAAGCGAGGACAGGCCCAAGCCGCCCACCGUCCGGGUCCUGCAGGAGGCCGAGGGCGGCAAGUUUCGCCCGGCGCGCAAAGCCCUCACCCUCGAUGUCGACUUUCGGAGCGACAGCGAAGAACCCUUAUCUCUCCGAGGGGUGUGCAUAGAUGGUUUGAGUUCGUCGGACGACGUUACAGACGACGAGCCCCGCAGCGGUUCGUCCUCGCCCGCCGCCUCGUCGGCCCGGGUCCGCAUACGCCAAAAGCGAAGCAAGCGGAGCACCAGCACCUCGGCCGGGGGCAGCGGCAGCAGCGGCAACCACACCACGCGCCUGCAGCGGUCACCGAUUCCCAGAGGCGUCGUCGACGACGACGAAGGCAGCGCGUCGGCCACCACGACCACAUCAUCGGGUGGCAGCACGCCGCGCGGGUUCGCGGCGGCGUCGGCUUCGAAGCUGGUGCGCGAGCGGUCGCACUCGUUCGACUCGCCCAAGACGCUGCGCCUUAUUCUCGAGGGCGAGGGCGAUGAUGAAGACGACGACGUCUACGACAACAUCGACAACAACCCCAUCAUCACCCACAACGCCGACAACAGCGUGAUGACCACCAAGCGCAAAAACAAGAGCCGAGAGGGCAGCGGGCGAAGCCACAGCAGAGAGGGCAAGAGCAAGGAGAAAGAAAAAGAAAAAGAGAAGGAGAAGAAGAGGAAAAAGAAGAAGGGGUCAUCCGGGUCGAACACGCCGACGAGCUUCCUCGCGCUGCCCACCAUGCUGCGCGCCGGGUCGAGCUCCUCGACGCCCUCGUCGCCCGUGUCGAUGCCCAACUCGCCCUUCCAGCGCGGCGGGCUGAGUAAGACCGACGCCUCGCCCGGGCCGAGCAAGAAAUCGCAACUCUCCUCCGCCUCUUCCGAGACCAGGCACAGACGAACACGAUCGGCCGAUCGCAGUAUUUCGUUCCGAGUCUACCGCGGCAUGGACCUGGCCGAUGACGAGAAGAGGGAUCAGAUCGCCAAGUACACCCUCGACGAUGCGCACUCGCCGCACCUCCGAAACCGAAAGCUCCAAGGCACGUGCGCGGUCGUGCAUGAGCUGGAGCUGUGGAAGACGUUGGAGACGGAGUGGGGCGUGGGCGAUGAGAGCCUGCGGCGGGUGCAGCAGGAGGAGCGCAAGCGCAUGCUGGCCGAGGCCAAGAAGCGGAAGAAGGAGAAGAAGGAGGAGGAGCGGGCCAACCGCGAGAAGAGGGGAGGCGAGGAGAAGGAGAAGGAGAGGGAGCGGGCCGACAUCGUGUGGGAGAGCCUCGAGCGGGAGUGGGGCGAAGAUGUGCGCAAGCGGCAGGAGGAGGAGCGACGACGGAUGAUCGACGAGGCCAAGCAGAAGAAGAAGGAGAAGAAGGAGAAGAAGAGCAAGAAGGAGGACGAAAGCGGCAGCAGCGGCGGCAGCAGCGGAGGCUUGAAGAAGGAGAAGAAAGGCAACAAGGCCGUCGAUGAUGAAGGUGAGAAGGAGGUCGUCGUGAUCAGCGCCGCCUCGAGCGAGAAGAAGAAGAAUCGGAGCAGGCCCAACAGCAACGGGCGGCUGGAGAGAAUCGUCAUCUCCGACGGCCCGCCGCCCACGGACGACAGCGGCCUCAUCCAGCCCUUCCACCCGCCGCACCACCACCACCACCACGAGCACCACCGGUCGGCGAUGGGCGGCUCUGAUGAGAAGGAAAAGGAAAAAGAGCGAAAGCGAGAGAAGAAGAAGGAGAAGGAAAGAGAGAAGGAAAAGAUGAGGGAGAACAAGAAGGUGAGGGGCGACUUUGAUGAGCUGCUCGGGCGGGUGGGCGACGCGUCGACCACCACGACGAACCCCAGCGCCACGGCGACGGCGACGGCGACGGCGCUGACGACCGGUGGCGGCGGCGAGGUGGGCGGAAGCGGAGGUGAGAAGGAGAAAGAGAAAGAGAAAGAACGAGAAAAGGAGGAAAAGAAGAAGAAAAAGAAGGAGAAGGAGAAGCUGGAGGCGUGGUACCAUCUGCUGCAGCCUCUGGAGGAGAAGGACAAGGAGAAGGAGAAGGAGAAGGAUGGAGGAGGACAUCAACAUGAAAAGGAGAAGGAGAAGGAAAGGGAGAAGGAAAAGGAGAGGAAGAAGAAAGAGUUCCACGCGUGGAAGAGUCUGCUCGAACCGCUCGAGGAGAAGGAGAAGAAGGAGCGAGAGAAGAAGGAGAAGGAACGCGAGAAGACCAUCGGCCGAGUUCCCUUCACCGAUUACGAGACCUGA